This is a messenger RNA of Paramuricea clavata, 298 nucleotides long. The record is from the annotation of a GenBank genome assembly. NCBI's taxonomy places the organism in Eukaryota, Metazoa, Cnidaria, Anthozoa, Malacalcyonacea, Plexauridae.
AGACAAACUGGGCGAAGGCGUUAAACCAGAAGAGGUUCGCGCAUGGACAGACGAAACAAAAGCGAACGAUAUAGUCGCUAUCGAGGAGGCGAUCUCUGAGUUAGAGACGGUAAUUACAACUGCGAAAGGAAAAGAACUGCGUCGAAAGGAGAACUUGACCGCUCAAGUCAGAGACGAAGAGUACCAAGAGAAACUUAAAUUCGACAAGGAGUCGCUAGAGUUAAAAUUGUAUUACGAGAAGAAAAUAGUCGAAGAACGAGCGAAAAAGCCGAGCGAGAGCGGACCGCAAAAACCCAAC